AUGCAAGCUUUUGUGAUGCUGUUCUUAGUGAUUGCAGCACUUUUAAGCAAUUGUGUCUAUUCAUUACCAGCAAUCAAUUUUACAGAUAGUGCAGUACCUAAUGAAAUGAUUAGAACAUUGAGCGAAGCUCUUGUAGCUCAAACUGAACAACAACAACAACAACUACCGACACAAGUUGAUCCUCGAGGUUAUUACUAUCCAUAUCCAUAUCAAAAUGUUAAUUGGUAUAACUUUCCUUAUUUAUGGCCUGCUGUAGCUGGUGGUCUUCUUGCACCUACUGCACCACUCGCUGGUGUUGGUGCUCAAUAUACUGGUUUAGGUACUGGAUGUCCAACAGGUUUCUGUCCAAAUGGUGCUAGUUGUUCUCAAUAUGCUGGUAACUGGCAAUGUGGAUGUAGUCUAGGUGGAUGUGCUGGAAUUGUAAAUUAUUAA
Messenger RNA from Adineta steineri, 432 nucleotides. The record is from the annotation of a GenBank genome assembly. NCBI's taxonomy places the organism in Eukaryota, Metazoa, Rotifera, Eurotatoria, Adinetida, Adinetidae.